This is a messenger RNA of Aspergillus luchuensis, 2343 nucleotides long. It is a transcript of the gene gpi10, whose product is annotated as putative glycosylphosphatidylinositol-alpha 1,2 mannosyltransferase. The coding region runs from base 1 to 2343 and encodes 780 amino acids. Lineage: Eukaryota; Fungi; Ascomycota; Eurotiomycetes; Eurotiales; Aspergillaceae. The transcript is spliced from 5 exons. Gene Ontology annotation, molecular function: alpha-1,2-mannosyltransferase activity. Gene Ontology annotation, biological process: GPI anchor biosynthetic process. The record is from RefSeq and is a predicted model, not a curated record. Gene Ontology annotation, cellular component: endoplasmic reticulum membrane.
AUGUCUGGGGUUCGUCGUCGGCGGAGAGCCUCUUCUUCAACAGCCUCCUCCUCCUUUUCUCCCCCCUCAUCCUUAUCGGACAGCGACUACAUCGCCGACGCUGAUGUCUCCGAUCCCGAUGCCUCUCUUCUGUAUGAUUCCUCCUCCCGCUCUGGUCACCUGAGGCCAUCCUCUUUGUCUUCCUCCUUCUUCCCCUCCUUAUCCUCCUUAUCUUCCUCCUCCGCCUUCCUCCUUUCCACCCCGCCAUCCUCGCUUCGCAUCUUCCUCUUCCUCGUCGCCUUCCGUCUGGUAAACGCUUGGACCGUUCGGACCUUUUUCCAACCCGAUGAGUUCUUCCAAUCUCUAGAGCCCGCUUGGCGGGCCGCAUUCGGAGACGACCAUGCGCCUUGGAUCACUUGGGAAUGGCGCCACCAGCUGAGAUCUUCCCUACACCCUCUUCUCUUUACCGCUGUUUAUGCCACCACCGAUCUGCUCGCUCGCCUACUCCACAUUUCCCCUGCAUGGCAAGCGGAAUGCCUGGUCGUUGCCCCCAAGGUUGCCCAAGCCGUUAUCGCCGCCGUUGGUGACCUAUAUACUUGGCGAUUGGCUUGUCGCGUGUAUGAUCCCUUGUCUCACGAGGCCUGGGCCGCACUGGCCUUGACCAUCGUGAGUCCGUGGCAAUGGUUCUGCUCCACAAGGACCUUGUCGAACUGCCUCGAGACCUCCCUUACCAUUGUUGCUCUUUAUCUGUGGCCAUGGGUAUGGUCGUUGGAUCCCUCAACCACCACCCAACCAAAAGGGCGUAGCCUAAAGUCCCAACCGGACGAGGACCAGUCUGACACGGCUGUUCUGAGCAGGCUUCGACAAUGCCUUGUGUUGGCGGCUGUGGCAUGUAUACUGCGACCCACCAACGUUCUGAUCUGGAUGGUACUUGCUAGCCUGUUGUUGUACCGGAGCACUCCCCUUCGACGGGCGACGCUUGUCCGCGAAGCUCUACUCUGCGGUUCAGCUGUUCUGGCCGUAUCGACUACAGCAGAUCGGUUCUUCUACGGAUUCUGGACUUUUCCGCCCAUACGGUUCCUGUACUUCAACCUAGCCCAGUCGCUGGCGGUCUUCUAUGGAAAGAAUGAUUGGCACUACUAUCUGUCUCAGGGGCUUCCCCUUCUGUUAACGACAGCACUGCCCUUCGCUGUUGUGGGCUUGUACAAUUCAUUUACACGACCGCGAUCGGGUGAACUCAGCGAGUUGCAGGCUUCGAUGCAGGUUCAGCUUGCUUCGGUGUGCCUCAUCAUGAUCCUUGGGCUGUCGCAGAUAUCGCACAAGGAGGUGCGGUUCAUUUAUCCAUUGCUGCCCUCGCUGCACGUCCUGACUGCACCUGCUCUGGUGAAUUUCUUCCGUCCCGCGGUGACCGCGGGAAGUCAGAGACACACCCCCAGACGGCUGACCUUGGUUUUCUUGCUACUGGCGAACGCCGUCAUUGCACUUUAUACGACAGUCAUCCAUGCAUCCGGCCCAGCGGCCGUGUUGUCCUACCUUCGGGACCAGCGACAGUUCCAUGGUUCCAACAAUAUGACCGAUAGUUCUCAGCCCGGGAUCACAGCCGGGUUCCUCAUGCCUUGCCAUAGCACUCCUUGGCGCUCACAUAUGGUCUACCCCACCAUCAGCGCCUGGGCACUAUCCUGCGAGCCUCCUGUCGGCCUCGACGCGUCCGAGAAAGCUACGUACUUGGACGAGGCGGACCAGUUCUACGCCGAUCCUGAGCAGUUUCUGCGCACGAACAUGGUUGGCGGUCUGCGCAGAUUCCCUCGAAGGCCAUCCUAUGACAAGUAUAAUUGGAAAUCUUCGCAUUUGCCCACACAGUACCAGUCCCAAACCCCGCACGAAUGGCCCGAUUACCUCAUAUUCUUCGCCCAACUAGAACCCACCCUACAGAGUCUCCUCCGCUUCUCCGCUUAUAAGGAAUGCCACCGCACCUGGAACUCCGCCUGGCAUGACGACUGGCGUCGUCGGGGCGACAUAGUCGUUUGGUGCGUUGACCCGUCCGAACAAGCCGCCCGGGACAGUGUGUACAUACAACGCCAGCGCGAGAGCCGGGAUCUUCACUUCGAUCGCAUCGUGCAAGCUUUCACCAAGCCCACGCACAAGCAACGUCUCACGCAGUUCUGGAAAUCCAUAUUCUCAAGCCAGUCCCAAUCGUCCUGGUCGUGGUCAUGGCCAUGGCAGCGCCGCAAACGCACAACCAUUUUUGGGUUUGAGUUGCCGGCCUGGCCGUUCUCAAAAUCGUCCAGAAAAUCAUCAUCUUGGUCAUUUCCUGCCUGGGAAGAGCUGAACCGGCGGAUGAACGACCGGGCGAAUUGGGCUUAG